AUGGAAAAAAGACGCGCAGCUAGCCCGGCUGCCACCGAUCUUGAUGCUCGCCCCAGAGCGCAUGCGGUCUCUGCUCGUCAGCCAACAACGCACAAGACGUCAUCACCAGCAAGGGGAGGGCCGUCUCAGAACAAUCCAUUAGCCGCCGCUCCAUCAACUCCCUCUAGCAGCAGAAAAAGGAAAGCACAGUCAGAAUCCCCAAAGUCUGAAAAGCGUCAGAGAAGGUUUCGACCUCAGCCACCCCGGAGCUUCUACACCAUCUAUGAGCGCGCGCUCUCCCAACGAUUCUAUGUGAUCAAGCGUGAACGCGGGGGAACCGCAGAAUGCCCCGAAGAGUCACUCGAGUUGGCUGGGUCGACGGGCAAUGUCUACAACAUUCACGUUGGCCAGAAUCCGUCAUGCAACUGUCCCCAUGCACGGAAGGGCAACCAGUGCAAGCACAUUCUCUACGUCAUGGCCCGCGUGCUGCGUGCCAGGUUCCAGCACGUGUACCAGCUUGCCCUCCUGAGCAGCGAGCUCCGCGAGAUCUUCGCCGCCGCGCCCCCCAUUGACAGCAAAGAAGCACUCGACGCUGCCAAGGACCCAAGCGCUUCGGCCGAUGACCGACGGAAGCCGGUCGAGGGCGACUGUCCCAUCUGCUUUGACGGGCUCGACACCUCGAGGAACGAGCAGGUCGUCUGGUGCCGGGCUGCCUGUGGGCAGAACAUUCACCGCGACUGCUUCCAGACCUGGGCCAAGACGAAGCGUCAGUCAGAGGUGACUUGUCCCUUUUGUCGCAGUGUGUGGGAAGGGGACGAAGAGAUGGUCAAGACGAUCAAAAAGGGAAGCCACGUCAACGGUGAGGGCUACGUGAACGUUGCUGAUCAGCUUGGAAUCAGUGGCGUCCGAGAUACAAGUAGUUAUUACUCGAGCUACUCGUCAUGGAGACGACCCUGGUACGGGCAGUAUGAUGGUGGACAAGAUGUCAGCUUUGCGCUUGAUGGUGACGAUGACAACGAGGUAUAUGAUGCAUACGAUGACGAAGAGGAUCAAGAGAGCGGGGACGGUGAGGGCGAGUAA
Messenger RNA from Verticillium alfalfae VaMs.102, 1059 nucleotides. Its product is annotated as Znf1p. Gene Ontology annotation, molecular function: zinc ion binding; ubiquitin protein ligase activity. Lineage: Eukaryota; Fungi; Ascomycota; Sordariomycetes; Glomerellales; Plectosphaerellaceae. The record is from RefSeq and is a predicted model, not a curated record. Bases 1 to 1059 code for a protein of 352 amino acids. The transcript has 4 exons.